Molecule: messenger RNA, 2881 nt
Organism: Xyrauchen texanus (razorback sucker)
Lineage: Eukaryota; Metazoa; Chordata; Actinopteri; Cypriniformes; Catostomidae
Product: single-stranded DNA-binding protein 3-like
Exons: 18
Coding region: 166-1326 (386 amino acids)
Biological process (GO): positive regulation of transcription by RNA polymerase II
Cellular component (GO): nucleus
Molecular function (GO): protein binding; single-stranded DNA binding
Source: RefSeq, a predicted model, not a curated record
CUGUGCCUGAUUUGUGGCCAAUGUUGGAGAUGUAAAAAAAAGGAGAGAGAGGAGGGGGGUGGAGGGAAAACACUAAAGGGGGGUAGCUAUGGAGAUAGAACGUUUUCCUGGCUGCUUUCUUUGACAGGUGUUGAGUGGGGUAAAAGUCUUAAAACAGAAUCCAGCAUGUACGCCAAAGGUAAAGGAGCUGUCGUCCCUUCCGAUAGUCAAGCGAGAGAAAAGUUAGCUUUAUAUGUUUAUGAGUACUUGCUACACGUUGGCGCACAGAAAUCAGCACAGACCUUCCUGUCAGAGAUCCGAUGGGAGAAGAAUAUCACAUUAGGAGAGCCUCCUGGAUUUCUGCACUCAUGGUGGUGUGUAUUCUGGGAUCUGUACUGUGCAGCUCCAGAUCGACGGGAGACAUGUGAACAUUCCAGCGAGGCCAAGGCUUUCCACGACUAUAGCGCAGCAGCAGCUCCCAGUCCUGUGAUGGGCAACAUGCCGCCCAACGACGGCAUGCCAGGUGGACCCAUGCCUCCCGGCUUCUUUCAAGGCCCGCCUGGAUCACAACCAUCCCCACAUGCACAGCCUCCUCCACACAACCCCAACAACCCCAUGAUGGGUCCACAUGGCCAGCCUUUCAUGUCUCCACGGUACCCAGGUGGACCUCGCCCUUCACUCCGUAUGCCAAAUCAGCCUCCUGUUGGAGUCCCAGGAUCACAGCCACUCCUGCCAAACAGUUUGGACCCAAACAGAACGCAAGGACAUCCAAACAUGGGCGGCCCUAUGAGGAUGAACCCCCCCAGAGGAAUGGGAGGCAUGGGCCCACAGAACUAUGGAGGUGGAAUGAGGCCCCCUUUGAACUCUCUCGGCGGACCUGGAAUGCCUGGCAUGAACAUGGGUCCGGGAGGUCGAGGGCCUUGGCCUAACCCUAACGCAAACUCGAUAGCAUACUCAUCCUCAUCACCAGGAAACUAUGUGGGGCCUCCAGGUGGCGGCGGACCCCCAGGAACCCCCAUCAUGCCAAGCCCAGGAGACUCAACAAAUUCUAGUGAAAACAUCUACACGAUGAUGAAUCCAAUUGGCCCUGGUGGCAACAGACCGAAUUUCCCAAUGGGUCCGGGGCCCGAUGGUCCAAUGGGUGGAAUGGGAUCGAUGGAGCCACACCAUAUGAACGGUUCUUUAGGCUCGGGUGAUAUGGACGGGUUGCCAAAGAACUCUCCGAACAACAUGGCAGGGAUGAACAACCCCCCAGGGACUCCGCGGGAUGACGGGGAGUUGGCAGGCAACUUCUUAAACCCAUUCCAAAGUGAAAGUUAUUCACCCAACAUGACAAUGAGUGUGUGAUUUAUUAUUUUUUCUUCUUUUUUUUUCUUCUUUUUAACCCCUCCCCAAACUCCUCCUUCCCACCACCCCCCCUCCCCCCUGUGCUGCGUCCGGCAUGUUUAUUUGCUCAAUCUUGACCCCUUUUCCUCCACAACACUCUGGGCUGGUGUGGUGACGCCCUCUAGCCGGUUGGCAUGGCCGCAGAACGAAGGACUAGAAUCGGUUACCAGAGGCUGGUGCAGUGAUGUGGAAUGGACGGAUGCAGGCUUCGGACCCGCCCUGCCUAUCGGACUUCGUCACUGGGUCGGGACAAUAAGGGCCCCCGAUAGAACCACCAUGCGUGUGUGUGUUUGUUUUCGUGUAUGUGGGACUGUGCCAGGAAGACUUUUCAUUACAAGCUGCUCAUCAGCAUUAAGACUGGUGGCUGUAUUUCAGUCCUGUUUUAUCGUUAUAUUUUUUUCUUCGUCUUUUUUUAUUGGCAAUUAGAGACUGAGGCUAGUGGCAGUCCGAUGUUCGAUUGCUGUGUACAUUUUCAAACGUAAAAAGCUAAACUGGUGAUACGCGGGGGGCAGCAAUGGUCUCAUUACAAUAUAUUUGUAUAUUAUUGAUAAUAUUAUUGUUAUAAUUUUCAUAAUUGAUAUUGCUAUGAUGAUGAUGUACUCAUAAUUUUAUGGAUUUUCCUGUAAAGGGCACAUUUGUAUUUCAACAACAUCGAUUACAUAAUAAGCACAUAUUCAGAAAUGCACAAUGACACUUCUGUUUACAUGAUUUUAGGUAUUUGUUUGUCUCUUUUGUUUUACUUGUUUUGUCAAAUGUCUAUUUACAUAUACCUCUUCCUUUGUUCUACAUUGAACUGAUGUCAUCACUACCAGAGUACAAUACUGAGAGGUACAAUCUCAAUUCUGUCUGUCAAAGAAGUGGCUUCUAAUACGAUUACAAUCACUGGUAUAAUACAGCUAGUUGGCACUGUUAUAGUUCGCCCAAAAAUGACAUUUACUGUUCCAAACCCAUAUGAAUUUAUUUCUUCAUUGGAACACUAGUAAAUUGGGUUUGGAAAGACAAAGACAGAAUUUCUGUUUUGGGGUGAACUAUUCCUUUAAAUAAUUGGAGUAUAGUUAUGCAUUUUUUCCAAAUCUAGGAAGCCCUGCUCAUAAUGCAGAUUGUUAUCUUUUGAUAUGUCAUCCUCAUUUGGGCCUUAGCGUGUAGCGUUCAAGGGUUACAUUGCAUUAACUGCCAUUGAUCCAUUUCAGAAUAGCAUAUUGAUCCGUUCUUGCCUUGGUCACAAAUGGUCAUUCAUAAUAAAUACAUUUUACCAUCCAUUCUAGAUCAUUUACUGCCUAUAGUUGCAAGAUAUCAUUCGUGGCCAUUGUGAUUUUUGCCACUACGUGUUUGCCACCAUGUUGAUUUGCGAGUCUUUUAGAUUAUUACCCAUGUGUUUGUAAAAGUAGUUGGAAUAAGCAGACUGCUCUUACAAGCACAAGUUUCUUUGUGCUCUAUAGUCCCAUGUCUGUAAAUAUAACUUUUUGGUCAUGGACCUUAUUGGUAUUUUCAAUACACUACCUGUCUGUGAAGCUCA